Molecule: messenger RNA, 321 nt
Organism: Brugia pahangi
Lineage: Eukaryota; Metazoa; Nematoda; Chromadorea; Rhabditida; Onchocercidae
Source: the annotation of a GenBank genome assembly
AUGGAUUUUAGAGAAGUCGAUCUAGAAACGCCAGCUGGUACUUUGGCUGAUUCAUUGGCUCAAAUAUUUUUAAUGACAACUAACAGCGAACUGCGACAGCAAGCUUAUCAGAUGGUUGGUGUUGAUAAUAAUCGUGAUUUUGCUCUCGCUGUCGAGGCACGUCUCAAUGAAUAUUUUCAAGGCAAACAGCGUAAACUGGAUCGAAGAUCAAUUUUGCAAAUACGGAAAGAGAAAGAUAAUGCAAGUAUAAUUUUGGAACACUUCUUGAAAACCGCAGGUCUACCUCCGGAUGCUGUAAAAAAGUUCUGCUCGAAGAAGUAA